This is a messenger RNA of Mastomys coucha (southern multimammate mouse), 1947 nucleotides long. It is a transcript of the gene Rph3al, whose product is annotated as rabphilin 3A like (without C2 domains). Lineage: Eukaryota; Metazoa; Chordata; Mammalia; Rodentia; Muridae. Gene Ontology annotation, biological process: intracellular protein transport. Bases 69 to 977 code for a protein of 302 amino acids. Gene Ontology annotation, molecular function: small GTPase binding. The transcript is spliced from 9 exons. The record is from RefSeq and is a predicted model, not a curated record.
GCCAGGGAGCGCGCCCGGCCGGGGCGAAGCCCCAGAUGUGACUCCUGCCCCGGGCUGUGCUUCCCGUCAUGGCUGACACCAUCUUCAGCAGUGGAAAUGACCAGUGGGUUUGCCCCAACGAUCGGCAGCUUGCUCUGAGAGCCAAGCUGCAGACGGGCUGGUCUGUGCACACGUACCAGACGGAGAAGCAGAGGAGGAACCAGUGCCUGAGCCCCGGAGAGCUGGAGGUUAUCCUUCAGGUCAUCCAGAGAGCAGAGAGGCUGGACAUCCAGGAGCAGCAGAGGAUUGGGCGGCUGGUGGAGCGGCUGGAGACGAUGCAGAGGAAUGCAAUGGGCAACGGUCUCUCCCAGUGUCUACUCUGCGGGGAGGUCCUGGGAUUCCUGGGCAGCUCCUCCGUUUUCUGUAAAGACUGCAGGAAGAAAGUCUGCACCAAGUGUGGGAUCGAGGCUUCCCCCGGCCAGAAGCGGCCCCUGUGGCUAUGUAAGAUCUGCAGCGAGCAGAGAGAGGUCUGGAAGAGGUCAGGGGCCUGGUUCUACAAGGGGCUCCCCAAGUAUAUCUUGCCCCUGAAAACCCCUGGGCGGUCUGAUGAUCCCUACUUCCGACCUCUGCCUGUGGAGCCCACAGAACCACAGCCUCAGAGUGCUGAAGUCAGCCGGGUCUACACAUGGGCCCGAGGGAGAGUGGUUUCCAAUGACAGUGACAGUGACUCAGAUCUCAGCUCCUCCAGCCUGGAGGACAGACCCAUGCCCUCUGGGGUCAAGGGCACAAAAGGUGACAAGCCUAGAGGGGACUCAGGUGGCGGUAUGGAGUCACCCAGGAUGGGGCCUGCCCGCCCACCCAGCCAUCUUUCAGGCAGCCAGAGCAGCCUGGGCAGUGAGGCUGGGACAGGUGCUACAGAGCCACAGGGAGGCAUCCCACCCCGGCCUGAGUCCAGGGUACCUGGCAAAAGGCAUACAUGGGCAACUCCCCGCUACUGAAGUGGCUGAGACAGACUCUCCAGCGGAAGAUUCAGAGAGGGAUGUCGGGGCCAGCCUAUUGGAACCCCUCUCUGAAGGGUUCUUGAGGCCUCACAAGCUCCCUGAUACCUUGACCUGCAACUCAACAAGCCAGUGUUUGGGGACCCAGCAUGCCCCCACCCUAUAGUGCCUUACUGACUAUCUCAUUCAGCACCCCACCUUUAUUUAUUGCCUCUCCCCCAUCCCAGUCACUUCUCAGGUCUUGGGUUGGGCUGGGGAGGCCUUCCUAUAUGCACUGAAGUUUGGGUGGGACAACACAGGGUUUUCUUUGUACUAAUGAUGAGAAAUCUAACCCUCAGUGUGACCCUGCAGAGCUGAGCAACCAACCCCUACCCCACCCCACCCCCCAGUGUAAGCCUGGAGCACCCGCCCCUUUCCCUCUCCCUUCAACUGAUGGAGGCCAGAGCACGGUCCUGUUUGCCCCGAAGCUAGUCCAGGAGCUGAGUUAAAUCCAGCUUUGAGUUUCCCUGAAGCCCCUACUGGCCUCUGGGCUUUUGUUCCACCCAGAAACACAGCUCCUCCUAAGACAUUAAAACACUUUUUGUUCCUCUGUGGAAAACAACACUCCCACCCUGCCUCAUGCUCGCUGGCCCAGCCUGGGAGUUUCAAAUUCUAAAACCAGAGAAAGCAUGAAAAAUACUCAAAAUACAAAUGCUUCUGGAAAACCCCUCCCUGGAGCGGGAAUGGGAAGGUGUCCUAGGCCAUUCCUUCCCUGAGUCCAGUUCCAUCCCUCCCACCACCGUUCCUUCAUCCUUGGAGGGCUUUCUCUCCAAGGCCACCACCACCGGUAGCCUUUUGCCUAUUGCUGCUGGCAGGAGACAAACUUACCAUUUCCCUGUGACAUGUAACACGUCAUCACUAACAUAAUGAGCAUUCCCUGUGACAUGUAACAGGUCAGCACUAACAUAAUAAACAUGAGAAUUUUCACCGA